AUGGUCCUUCAAACCCGGUGUCCACGGCGGCCACCGCCACAGUUGCUAUUGGACGUCCAUUACGCUGUGGUUCCCAACGAGAUACUGAGUCUGAGUCGGACGUUGCCACUGUCGCCGUCGAUACUCCAUCUGGCUACGGUUCUCCCCCAGAAUAUGACGAGGGACAUCAUAAAUCACAAGCGGUGCAUAGUCUCCCGCCAAAGCCCCCACGGAUGGAGAGUACGAAAGAGAGGAAUGAAGCCCCGCUUUAACAGCCGGAGAAUACUAAAGUGGGAUAAUCUGACUCAGUUCGAAAGCCAAAUUAAAGCUCUGAUCCAACAGCAAAACGACACCAUUGAAACACUAAGAGAACACAUCGGAACACUCGAGAAGCAGAAUGAUUACCUCAAGGGACGUCUUAAUGGAAUGGAGGAGACUCUGGGGUCCUCGGAUGAUUAUGCCACUGAACUGGGGCGAGGCGGUGCGUUCAUCAUCGCUAUCUUCAAAUCCCUGGCUACCAGUAAUUACCCCGCGCAUCGGAGGGGUGUUUUGGGAUGCCUCAGAGACGAGAAGACUAGAGCCUGUGCAGCACGCGCUAUAUUUCUGGGACGAGUUGGCAAAGGCCACAAGUUUCGUGUCUGGCUACUCCAUGGCCAGAGGUUCCUUAAGACACCAAGCAUCUCGGUAUACGAAUAUCUCGGGCUCCCAGAUGACACCACAAAUACUCCAGACCUAAGGGAAGUUAUCAGAUCGCUACCACCAUUUGUACAGCGAUGCCUUCGCAAGAGGACGCGUGAGAUGAAGUCGAAUAUCAAGGAAGAUGACUUCAACGUCGUGGACGAGGACACGUCAGACGAUCAGGGCAAGAUGCGGCGCAAGCCCGGCCCUAGAAAAAGAGACCCGAUUGUUAACGCUGAUCCUGAGUCGGACCCCAAAACAGUACUAAUCACACAACCAAAACGCGGGAGAGGUCGUCCCCGCAAGGAAUCCCCACGGGACUCAACUGAAAACAGAGGCAAGGAGACCAAACUGUUUAACCCGCUAGCACGCCAGCGUGGCAGACCAAGGAAGGUCAUGAUCGAGGAAGCCCCCGCUGAUGGUCAUCGGCCAAUCAACAAGCCAAAGCAGCCAAGAGGGCGCUCAAACAAUCGACGGCAGUCUCAUGACGAGACGCCACCACCAAGACGAUAA
Pseudomassariella vexata is the source of this 1170-nucleotide messenger RNA. RefSeq lists its product as uncharacterized. Lineage: Eukaryota; Fungi; Ascomycota; Sordariomycetes; Amphisphaeriales; Pseudomassariaceae. The coding region runs from base 1 to 1170 and encodes 389 amino acids. The record is from RefSeq and is a predicted model, not a curated record. Gene Ontology annotation, biological process: regulation of DNA-templated transcription. The transcript is spliced from 3 exons. Gene Ontology annotation, molecular function: DNA binding.